Molecule: messenger RNA, 3868 nt
Organism: Haliotis rufescens (red abalone)
Lineage: Eukaryota; Metazoa; Mollusca; Gastropoda; Lepetellida; Haliotidae
Product: mucin-5AC-like
Exons: 7
Coding region: 243-1808 (521 amino acids)
Source: RefSeq, a predicted model, not a curated record
UCUGGGCUACACAACAGCUGCUAAAUACUGUUACUGGGGAGGUACCUAAAACGUGGUACAGUCUUUGAAACAGCCCUAGUUCACAUGGUGUAUGACUAACCCACAUCGUGUGUUGUCGGCGGAAUUGCUCACGUUGAGUCCUGUGUCUGACUUCCCUAGGAAGUAGAAUAGUGAGUAAGGGACGACAUGGUCACACCAGUCAUCUAAUACAGACAGUAACGGUUCAUAUAUCACCUCUUGCCAUGGCAGUUUGGACACAUCUUACGUUUUUGAGUUUUAUGUGCACAGUUACUCCUGUCAUAUCACAGUUCAACAGUGGUUGCACGCAGUUAGAUAAGUGUGGAGUGGACGUCUCUCCCAGCUUCAGCAGUUCCGAUGGCGUCUUCAUCUGCCGGUCAGUGGUCAGCUACAGAACCUGUGCCCAGAAUGCCAAACGUGUGUGCGUCGGAAACAUCGACAAUUCCGAAGUAGAACAGUUUGUGUUGAAUAUAUAUACACAAUAUAACUGCACAGCUGUUCUUAAGGAAAUAACGACAUCCGUCGAAAUGUCUCCCGUUACCGCUCGUAUUUCAGAAUCAGCGCCUACACGCGGGAUCCCAGAAACUGACGGAACCAGUCAACUCGAAAGUUCCCCCUCGGCAACAGCUGCCACCCCUUACAUACAAAGCACAAAUCGUACUGAAAUGACAGAUACCGAGAGCACAGACGUCACGUCCACUCGUUCGAAGGGUACAAGUGUUCCCACGAUGUCGUCUGCACGCAUCAAUCGUACUGAAAUGACAGAUACCCAGACCACAGACGUCCUGUCCACGCGCUCGAAGGGUACAAGUGUUCCCACGAUGUCGUCUGCACGCAUCAAUCGUACUGAAAUGACGGAUACUCAGACCACAGACGUCACGUCCACGCGCUCGAAGGGUACAAGUGUUCCCACGAUGUCGUCUGCACGCAACAAUCGUACCGAAAUGACAGACACCCAGACCACAGACGUCACGUCCACGCGCUCGAAGGGUACAAGUGGUCCCACGAUGUCGUCUGCACGCAUCAGUCGUACUGUAUUGACAGAUACCCAGACAACAGAUGUCACGUCCACGCGCUCGAAGGGUACAAGUGGUCCCACGAUGUCGUCUGCACGCAUCAAUCGUACUGAAAUGACAGAUUCCCAGACCACAGAUGUCACUUCCCUGCGCUCGAAGGGUACAAGUGUUCCGCCAGUGUCCUCAACAGACAGACAGACCCUCGUCCCAUCCUCAACCUCAUCCCGCCGGGAGACCGUUACUGAGGCCACGACGAACGCAAACCACGUGACUUGGUCCACCACGAAGUACAUGUCCACAGUUGUCAGACGACAUCCUUCAAGCACACCGCAGGUCACUGAGCUACCAAUAUCCUCCACAGACGACGUCACAGUACCCACAUCAAAACUUACGUCUCAAAUUACCAGUACAAAAUACAAGAGUCUAGUAACAAACACGAGAACCUCCCGAGUUACCUCCCCUUCCAUUCUUCCAGGACUGUCCACAAAAGGUUCGCCAGGUUUUCAUCAAUCCAGGAAGACCUCCACCCAAUCAACAGAUCACACCGGAUAUGGAACGAGAUCUUCCACUGAAAUGAAGAAGUCGAGUUCGCAAAUACCAGGGACGUUCCCCACCACCCCUCCAGCUGAGGAAGAGGACUCGACCAGGGAUGCAUCUAACCCCCAAGGUGUGGGAACCCCAUCUUCAGGCACUGACAGUUCCAUGGCUGUGUCUACUCUGUCCGCUGUGGCGGUCAUCUGGGUCGGCUGGACGAUGCACGUCACCAUCACCUGAAACUACGGGGCCUGCACAGGAUGUUACAUGUCGGUUACAUUACAGUUUCCGCGGACUAAUAUACAGUAUCCUGACUUUGUGUAGAAGCCUCUCCGACAUGUCAACACUGGCGCCUGGGAUAUGCUCCAGCAGGGCCAGACAGCACGGAGAUGCUCCUACUCAAGAGGUCUUUUAAAUGUCGUAUACGACCGAAUAAUUGGGUGUCGGUUACAUUACAGUUUCCGUGGACUUAUAUACAGUAUCCUGACUUUGUGUAGGAGCCUCUCCGACAUGUCAACACUAGCGCCUGGGAUAUGCUCCAGCAGGGCCAGACAGCACGGAGAUGCUCCUACUCAAGAGGUCUUUUAAAUGUCGUAUACGACCGAAUAAUUGGGUGUCGGUUACAUUACAGUUUCCGCGGACUAAUAUACAGUAUCCUGACUUUGGGUAGGAGCCUCUCCGACAUGUCAACACUAGCGCCUGGGAUAUGCUCCAGCAGGUCCAGACAGCACGGAGAUGCUCCUACUCAAGAGGUCUUUGAAAUGUCGUAUACGACCGAAUAAUUGGGUGUCGGUUACAUUACAGUUUCCGUGGACUUAUAUACAGUAUCCUGACUUUGGGUAGGAGCCUCUCCGACAUGUCAACACUAGCGCCUGGGAUAUGCUCCAGCAGGGCCAGACAGCACGGAGAUGCUCCUACUCAAGAGGUCUUUUAAAUGUCGUAUACGACCGAAUAAUUGGGUGUCGGUUACAUUACAGUUUCCGCGGACUAAUAUACAGUAUCCUGACUUUGGGUAGGAGCCUCUCCGACAUGUCAACACUAGCGCCUGGGAUAUGCUCCAGCAGGUCCAGACAGCACGGAGAUGCUCCUACUCAAGAGGUCUUUGAAAUGUCGUAUACGACCGAAUAAUUGGGUGUCGGUUACAUUACAGUUUCCGCGGACUAAUAUACAGUAUCCUGAAUUUGUGUAGAAGCCUCUCCGACAUGUCAACACUAGCGCCUGGGAUAUGCUCCAGCAGGUCCAGACAGCACGGAGAUGCUCCUACUCAAGAGGUCUUUGAAAUGUCGUAUACGACCGAAUAAUUGGGUGUAAUUGGCCGUCCUUUUUGACAGGUCAAAUAUUCGUCGCGCUCUUUCAACCGUAGUACGUUUUUUUGGUUAUUAUUGUUUUUGUUUUGUUUUUGUCACCUUGUAUAAUCACAAUUUGAUAGUGAUUCAUUGAUGCAUGUUCAUUAUAUAGUCAGUAUUGUACAAUCGACUAUGCUUUCAGCAGAUUUCCCAUGAAAAUGGAAAUGGUUUUGUCGCUGUAUUAUAUAUGUAUUACUGCCUCAUGUACCUUGAGCAACGAAUGCUACCAAAUAUAUAACCCGGUAUCAAAGACCACAUGGUCAAGUCCCUACCCCACCCGGUAUCAAAUACCACAUGGUCAAGUCCCUACCCCACCCGGUAUCAAAUACCACAUGGUCAAGUCCCUACCCCGCCCAUUAUCAAAUACCACAUGGUCAAGUCCCUACCCCACCCGGUAUCAAAGACCACAUGGUCAAGUCCCUACCCCGCCCGGUAUCAAAGACCACAUGGCCAAGUCCCUACCCCGCCCAUUAUCAAAUACCACAUGGUCAAGUCCCUACCCCACCCGGUAUCAAAGACCACAUGGUCAAGUCCCUACCCCACCCGGUAUCAAAUACCACAUGGUCAAGUCCCUACCCCACCCGGUAUCAAAGACCACAUGGUCAAGUCCCUACCCCACCCGGUAUCAAAGACCACAUGGUCAAGUCCCUACCCCACCCGGUAUCAAAGACCACAUGGUCAAGUCCCUACCCCACCCGGUAUCAAAGACCACAUGGUCAAGUCCCUACCCCACCCGGUAUCAAAGACCACAUGGUCAAGUCCCUACCCCACCCGGUAUCAAAGACCACAUGGUCAAGGGUACAAGAAAGAAGACAAAGCUUUUGCACAUGGACAGGUGGGACAAAUGCUGUAGUAGAUCAAUGAUGUAUGUAUGUAUAUAUGUAUGUAUGUAUGUAUGUAUGUAUGUAUGUAUGUAUGUAUGUAUGUAUGUAUGUAUGUAUGUAUGUAUGUAUG